Eimeria maxima is the source of this 1389-nucleotide messenger RNA. RefSeq names its product NMD3 protein, putative. Gene Ontology annotation, molecular function: cis-regulatory region sequence-specific DNA binding; DNA-binding transcription factor activity, RNA polymerase II-specific. Bases 1 to 1389 code for a protein of 462 amino acids. Lineage: Eukaryota; Apicomplexa; Conoidasida; Eucoccidiorida; Eimeriidae. The transcript has a single exon. Gene Ontology annotation, cellular component: nucleus. The record is from RefSeq and is a predicted model, not a curated record. Gene Ontology annotation, biological process: response to starvation.
AUGCAAGUAGAUAAUAUAAAUAAUGCUAAGAACAGCAGCAGCAACAGCAGCAACAGCAGCAACAACAACAGCAGCAGCAGCAGCAGCAACAGCAGGACAAAUAAGAGGAGUAUAGUAGAGGUAGAGUUGCUGCGGUGCAAUGCAUGCGGUGUAGCAGAAGGAGACACCUUAAUAACAAGAACACAUUUAUUGGGGCUGCAUGCAGGAGAUUAUGCAGCAGGUUAUGAUUUAGAUAGGAUAAAUCUAUCAGGAUUUAUUGAUGAUUGUGUAGAGGAAGAGGAUCUACAUUGGUGCUGCACUAGUAGAAGCAGCAGCAGCAGCAGCAGCAGCAGCAGCAGCAGCAGCAGCAAAGGGUUUGCUGCUGCUCCUUAUCCUGUUAUAUUAGUUAAGAAAUAUUUUCCUCAUAGAAAUAAUAAGAGGAGACAAUGGGUACUAAGGAGACUAGAGAAGGAGACAGAGGAGGAGGAAGGAGACACAGAGGAAGCAGCAGCAGCAGCAGCAGCAGCAGAUAAUAAUAAUAAUAAUAAUAGUAGGAAGAGGAGAGGACAUGGCAGCAAACGUGGCACAGCAGCAGCAGCAGCAGCAGCAGCAGCAGCAGCAGCAGAGGAAGAAGAAGACGAAGACUUAGAGGAAUUUAAGAGAGACAUAGAAGAUGAUCCCGAGCUAAGGAGACAGUUGCUGCUAUAUAGAGACCCUAGGCAGCAGCAGCAGCAGCAGCAGCAACAGCAGCAGCAGCAGCAGAAACAGCAGCAGCAGAAACAGCAGCACCAGCAGCAGAAACAGCAGCAGCUGCAGCUGCAGCAGCAGCAGCAGCAACAGAAACAGCAACAAUCAGAUGCACCUAAAGGUGCAGCAAAGAUAAGAAUAAAUACCAGCAGCAGCAGCAGCAGCAGCAGCAAGCAGCAGCAGCAGCAGCAAGGAUUAAAACGUAGGGAAGCAAAUAAGGCAAGAAGAUUAACAGAGAGACAGAAUCGUGUGUCUCUUACUCAGCAGCAGCAGCAGCAGCAGCAGGAAGAAGACGAAGAAGAGGAGGAAGAAGAAGAAGAAGAAAUACAAGACAGCAUCAACAGCAACAGCAACAGCAGCAGCAGCAGCAGCAGCAGCAGCAGCAGCAGCAGCAGCAGCAGCAGCAAGAAUAUACCUACUAUAGAUAUAAGCGAACUAUUAGAUGGAUUAACUCUUGAUGAUCUUAAACCAAUUAAACCUGGUGGGGUGUAUACGCAGCAAGAUGCUGCUGCUGCUGCUGCUGCUGCUGCAACUGAUGAUGAGGAUGAGGUAGAUCCAGCAGCAGCAGCAGCAGCAGCAGCAGAUGCAGCAAAUGCAGCAGAUGCAGCAGCAGCAGAUGCAGCAGCAGAUGAUGGAUCUUCUAGCGAAGAAGAUACUCUAUAA